This is a messenger RNA of Aureobasidium namibiae CBS 147.97, 783 nucleotides long. Its product is annotated as NAD(P)-binding protein. Gene Ontology annotation, molecular function: oxidoreductase activity. NCBI's taxonomy places the organism in Eukaryota, Fungi, Ascomycota, Dothideomycetes, Dothideales, Saccotheciaceae. The transcript is spliced from 2 exons. Bases 1 to 783 code for a protein of 260 amino acids. The record is from RefSeq and is a predicted model, not a curated record.
AUGUCAGACCAAAACAAGUACGGAAACAAGCUCCAGGGCCAGAGAGUCCUUAUCAUUGGCGGCAGCGCAGGCAUUGGCUAUGGAGUCGCCGAAGCAUCGCUCGAGAAUGGAGCUCAUGUGACAAUCUCCUCUUCAAACGAGUCCAGAGUUCAAGAAGCUGUCUCGAGGUUGCAAAAGGCAUACCCAUCAGCCGCCCAACGAGUCGAGGGGUAUGCAGCAAACAUGGGCGAGCAAGCCAGCCUCGAGUCGAAUGUUGAGCAACUCUUCAAGAAGGCUGGCUCGCUCAAUCACGUCGUCUUCACAGCAGGAGAUUCUCUAGCUAUGAUGCCGCUCGAAGAGGCAACUAUGGACAAGACUAUCCAAGCAGGCAUGGUCAGGUUCUUCGCACCUCUGAUGGUCGCCAAGCAUGCAGCAAAGGUGCUCGACAAGAGCCCAACCUCAUCCAUUACCCUGACCACGGGCAACGUCUCGGAGAAGCCCAUCCCUAACUGGAGUGUCAUCAACGGAUUCGCUACUGCCCUCCAAGGCUCGACAAGAGGUCUAGCGCUGGACCUGAAGCCCAUCCGCGUCAACUUAGUAAGCCCUGGCGCUGUAAUCACCCCACUGUGGGACGGCAUCCCAAAGGAACAGAGGGAGCAAAUGUUCAAAUCGUUUGCGAGCAAGAUGGCAACGGGCAAGAUGGGUCAGGUAGAGGAUGUGGCCGAGGCCUUCCUGUACGCCAUGAAGGACAAGAACUUGACAGGAAGCAUGAUCAGUACAAACGGAGGUGCAAUGCUCAUGUAG